AUGGGAUGCAUCAAAUUCCUUCCGUGCUCAGCACUCACACAUCGAGGACUCAAGCAAGUGUUCGAUGAGGCAUUCUUGGUGGCGAUUGGUGUCAUCGUUAAGGACGACUACAUGAGGCCUUGCUGUAAUAUAUUGUGA
This is a messenger RNA of Cooperia oncophora, 138 nucleotides long. The record is from the annotation of a GenBank genome assembly. NCBI's taxonomy places the organism in Eukaryota, Metazoa, Nematoda, Chromadorea, Rhabditida, Trichostrongylidae.